AUGUCAGACCCAAAAGUUGAAUCCAGCUUCAGAAAUUACCGCUUUAAAAAGAAAUUCAAAAACAACACCUUCUUCGCAGACACAGAUGCCCGGCAAUGGUCAUUUUACCGUUUCUACACUUCUAUCCUUUACUCUGGAGAUUCGCCGAAAAUAUUCAAUGAAAUUUUUGACAAGUGGAAUAUCAGUCUGAACUUCAUACGAAAGGACGACUCUACCCCGAAAUCAAUAGUAAAUUUCGUGAAAGAGCUAAUCGAAUAUAAUGAUUCCAAGGUAUUUAGAGAAUUGCGGGAGGCUUGCGAGCGGAAUUUCCACACUCACGUUCUCUCAUACAUAUCAAGUAACUCAGUAGCGAAGAGUGAAAUGACACAGGGCUAUAUGAAACAGUCGAAGGAAAUCUUGUCAGGUGAAUUACACAAGCGAUCAGCUUCCGAUUUAUCUGAAGAUGAUGAUGACCAUGAGAAUAUCGGAAAAACGAAUGGGCAAAAGCGGAAAAAAUCGCCAUUAUCAAAUAAGAGACAAAGGAGCUAUUUAUCAGAUGAUGAUGAGCUUUUAUCUUCCGAUUCUGAAAUAGUACCUGUUUCGCUCACCAAUGUUUUUCGCGAAACUUCCGAUGAGUGUUCAUAUUCUGACUCUGAUGAAUCGAAGGAUAAAAUGACCGAAUCGAGCACAUCUACAAAGCGAGUUGAAAAUAAAAGGCCAAUGACCAAAAAACGGCAAUACAUCACUCAAGAUAUUGCAAGUGAUGCUUUAAAAGCAUAUCGAAUGCGUGUUUUACCGGGUGACAAGCUUAUUUAUGAUUAUAUGGACGUGCUAGACUACAAACGAGAUGAGGCAGGGAAUAGCCCCAUAUCAAUUGGGGUGAUAAAUUUUUAUAAUACAGAUUGUUCAAAAUAUUUGCCCCUUGAUUAUAAAAAGUUUAUCGCAAAUCAACUUCAAGACAAGGAGAUAAAAGCAGUAAAUUUUACCAAGGGAAGAACAAUUGAUAAGUUUCUAGUCAAUUGCGAGGAAGGUGUCAUGCAGUUUUUAGAUAAGUUUAAACAUAUAAAAGACUUGGAAUCUUUAGGCAGAUGCCUGGGCGAAAAUUUAAUCAAUUACUCUACUGCAUCAAAUGACUUAAUUUACGUUCAGCACCUUCUCCAGCACUUUUACUUCUUAUAUAAAAAUGAUACUUUGCUCCAAGCUAUGUCCGAACAAUUAGCAUCGAUAUCCUAUAACAAACUCAAAGAAAUUCUAAACAUUGCUGGAAAGAGCGGACCAAAGCUUGAUGGAAAAGCUUUCCUUAGAUCAUUAGGCACGGAAGUCUUAGCACAAGAAGACGGGAUUCUAAGUACAUGUGGAAAGAGGAAAGGUGAUCUGAGAAAAUUAGAAUACUGUACAAAAGUAAUUCUAACAGCUUUGUAUCUUUCGCUUCCUACUUCUGCAAAGGCUAGAAUUAUAGAUAUCGAAACAUAUUGUUUACAAUCUAACGGAUUUCAACUUACUAUAUCGGCAUCAAAAUAUCUUUUCGAAGACACAAUUAUAACAAUGGACUUACAGGAUAUCGAGGUACCAAGGACUGUGGAAGCUUUCUCGAAACUUAUAACAGCUAUAAAAGUUAUUUUAUCCUGGAAAGCAAGGACAAAGAAGAAUACAGAUGUUUUUUAUGAGGUAUUAGAAGAGGGUCACGGACGCCUAAUAAAUGAGGAGCAUUUCACGCCAAAAAAAUUUUCUAUAAAUUAA
Molecule: messenger RNA, 1719 nt
Organism: Funneliformis mosseae
Lineage: Eukaryota; Fungi; Glomeromycota; Glomeromycetes; Glomerales; Glomeraceae
Source: the annotation of a GenBank genome assembly